Messenger RNA from Acinonyx jubatus (cheetah), 2768 nucleotides. RefSeq names its product olfactory receptor 13C2. The record is from RefSeq and is a predicted model, not a curated record. The coding region runs from base 911 to 1867 and encodes 318 amino acids. Gene Ontology annotation, biological process: G protein-coupled receptor signaling pathway. The transcript has a single exon. Gene Ontology annotation, molecular function: olfactory receptor activity; G protein-coupled receptor activity. Gene Ontology annotation, cellular component: membrane. NCBI's taxonomy places the organism in Eukaryota, Metazoa, Chordata, Mammalia, Carnivora, Felidae.
GGGGUUAAUCUUAGUUAUACCAUUAUUUAGCUAUAUGACCUUGACCUUAGGCAAAUUACUUAACUUUUAUGUGCUUUAUUUUCUUCCUCUGUUAAUAAAGAUGAUGAUGCUAACAACAGUAAUUGCCUAAUAGGGAUGCCAUUCAGACUAAAUGAGGUAAUGCAUAAAGUAAGCAAUUAGUAGUGGAUUGGCACAGAGUGACAAAUAGUAGUCAUUAUUUUGUCUUUCAUUUUAUUCCUUUAUUCAACAUAUAUUUUUGAACAUCUCUUUCUGUGUCCACUUCACUAUAGGUACUGGACUGUGGAAGUAAACAACAAAAGUACCUACCUUUGUAAAGUUUACAUGCUGCUGGUCAAGACAGAUAGUAAACAUAACAUUAUAAUUUCAAGGAGUGACAAGAUCAUUGAUUUAUUGUGUGGUGGUGUGUAGCCAGUAAAAAUGGUUUAUUGUUCAGUUACCCAUAAAAUACAAUGCUAAGUUUUUAUUAUAACCUCUAGUUUACAUAUGUGAUGAUAAAUAUGAUAAAAAGGCCAGGCUUCAGGAAGGAAGACUUAGGUUUGAAUCUGACUUAGCUCUGAUAUAUAUUUACCUUUAGUCAAGUUUACUUAAUAUUUAUCCUUUAGUUUAUCUGUAAAAUGUGGAUUACAAUACCUCUAUUUUAGCACUAUGAUGAGAUUAACUAAAUUACAUGACACAUUGCAUGUAGCAUAAAACAUGUUAGUUUCCUCUUCCUUGCUUUGGUUCAUUUUUGUAUACUUCUUUUUUUUCUUUAGUCUUCUCCUUUAGAAAUAUUUUUCCCUUCUGGAAGAAUAUGGUACUUGUAAACUAGUACACAUUUGAAAGUAAUCGUAAGAUACACAAUUUGUUUUAACAAAUUUUAAUGUUUUACAGGUAAAAGAGAAACAGUAGAAUGGAAUGGGAAAAUCAAACCAUUCUGGUGGAAUUCUUUUUCAAGGGACUUUCUGGCUACCCAAGGCUUGAGCUACUCUUUUUUGCACUGAUCUUAAUAAUGUAUGUUGUCAUCCUUCUGGGCAAUGGCACCCUUAUUUUAAUCAGCAUCUGGGACCCCCACCUUCACACCCCUAUGUACUUCUUCCUGGGGAACCUCUCCUUCUUGGACAUCUGCUACACCACCACCUCCAUUCCCUCCACACUGGUGAGCUUCCUCUCAGAAAGAAAGACCAUAUCCUUCUCUGGCUGUGCAAUACAGAUGUUCCUCGGCUUGGCCAUGGGGACAACAGAGUGUGUGCUCCUGGGCAUGAUGGCCUUUGACCGGUAUGUGGCUAUCUGCAACCCUCUAAGAUAUCCUGUCAUCAUGAGCAAGGAUUCCUAUGUGCCCAUGGCAGCUGGGUCCUGGAUCAUAGGAGUCAUCAACUCUGCAGUACAAACCGCAUUUGUAGUACAGUUGCCUUUCUGUGGGAAUAACGUCAUCAAUCAUUUCUCCUGUGAAAUUCUGGCUAUCAUGAAACUGGCCUGUGCUGACAUCUCAGGCAAUGAGUUCAUCAUGCUCGUGGCCACAACACUGUUUAUAUUGACACCACUGUUAUUAAUCAUUAUCUCUUACACAUUAAUCAUUGUCAGCAUCCUCAAAAUUCGCUCUUCUGAGGGGAGAAGCAAAGUUUUCUCCACAUGCUCAGCCCAUCUGACUGUGGUGAUAAUAUUCUAUGGAACCAUUCUCUUCAUGUACAUGAAGCCCAAGUCUAAAGACACACUUAAUUCAGAGGACUUGGAUGCUACUGACAAACUUAUAUCCUUGUUUUAUGGGGUUAUUACUCCUAUGAUUAAUCCUUUAAUCUACAGUCUUAGGAACAAGGAUGUGAAGGAGGCAGUAAAACACCUAUUGAGAAGAAAUGUUUUUAAUAAGUAAAUGGGAAAGGGACAGGUUAUUUUUAUAAUCACAAUAUGAAAAUCAGGGAAACCAAAGAACCUAAUAGAUCGGUUCUUGUUGCUGUGUCAAAUUCAUCUCUCAAAUCUCUCAAGCUUUAAAAAUUUUUUUGGUGCAGUGUGUAAUGAAAAUAAGUGAAUGCCUAUGUUUUAGGAGUCAGCGAUUAUGGUUUUUUCUUAUUGUUGAAGAGCUUGAACGUGAGGGCAAGUAGAGGGGUAAUGUAAUAGUGAGAGAGAUUUCCAGACAGGACAAUGUUACCCUUUAAAUGCUUUUUGAUAAGAUUAUUUUCAAAACCAAUUUAAUAUUUUCUUACUUUAUAAGACAGAAUAAAAACCUGUUUCAGAUUUUUAAAACUGUUAAAAUCAUGAACUUACAAUAUUGUAUUUACUAAAAAAUAUAAUUUACUUGGAGCCUGUUCAUAUAUGUAAUGUUGAUUGUCCUCUGUCUAGGUAGCUGUACAAUAUUAAACUUUUUGGUUCUAGUAUAAUAAUUUUUUAUAACUUUUUGUUCAUAUCCACCUAUGAGGUAUUAAGUUAUUAUUCUUUUCUACUUUCAACAUAUCUACUUUGACAGUCUUUUUUUCUGAAGGACUUCUGAUACAUGGGAUCUAACUGCUUUGGAUGUGGAAUUAAAUGACUGAUUUUUAAAGCCUUUUGAAAAUUAAAAGAAAAUAACUACUUAGUGAAAUAUCCAUGGAUAAAAGUAGAGCUAUAUCUUUUCCUUUGUAUCACUGACUUUCUAUCCAUGAAGUAUGUUGCUAAUCCAGGAGGAAUCUGUUAUUAUGGAAUGGUGGAUCUACCUUUAGAUGGUUUUUACAUUUGGUUUUUAUCUGGGAUUUCCAUUUCUUUUCUAUGUUAUGGUAACGUUCAGCUUUAAAAACAUU